Messenger RNA from Aspergillus luchuensis, 1035 nucleotides. RefSeq lists its product as uncharacterized. The record is from RefSeq and is a predicted model, not a curated record. The coding region runs from base 1 to 1035 and encodes 344 amino acids. Gene Ontology annotation, molecular function: DNA-binding transcription factor activity. NCBI's taxonomy places the organism in Eukaryota, Fungi, Ascomycota, Eurotiomycetes, Eurotiales, Aspergillaceae. The transcript is spliced from 2 exons. Gene Ontology annotation, biological process: regulation of DNA-templated transcription.
AUGGAUAAAGCCCACCCAACUAAGACACGCCCCAAACGCACCCGCCCCACCCGCCGCGCUAAACCCAAAACGCAACCCGCCUCCUCAAUCCGCAGCGACCUUAUAAACCGGGCCUCACCCCGACCAACUUCAACUUCUCCCUCCCCUUCUCAUCCCCCAUCGCCUCGGCGAAAGCGUCUUCUUCUUCCCUCUCUUCGCACCGGCUCUCCCGGGUCCAAGGACCCGGCCUCAAGUAUAGAAGAAUGGUUGUCACUGCAGUUACCAGCAUGCACGCCAUCCGCCAGACCUUCGCGUUUAUCUGCGCAAAGCCAGACCUCUCCGCCGCCGCCGUAUAAUAGUUCCCAUUUCUACCAGGAUCUCCCCCAAUACCCUGACUCAUUCUACCUCCAUCCCGAAUACUAUAACAAUCCUACUUUCGAUCUCUCGUCAGCGGCCUUUCCUCCCGUUGACCCUACUUCCUUGUUCUAUGACGACUCUCCGCCGGAUACUUCCCUCACUGCCGGGUCCAAUUCAAAUUCAACUAUAAAUACAGCCUUGUCCAGUCUGAGUGAUAGUAGCUAUCAAGAUCAGAUCAUUGGCUAUCAGGAUCCGACAUCUUCUCAACAUACUUCUUGCGCGACGAUACUUCACCCCCAUCCUCAUUCUCUUGUGCCUGUCACUGCUGAACCCGAUCUCGACCCGAUUGAUUCCUUGCUGAGUUCUCCGGAGCUGAGCGAGGAGUUGAAUCUGUUGGCUUCGCCUGGUGUGAAUUCUCUUCCUGAACCUGAAAUAGACUUCCCACCCAUGCCAUCCGUCAGCUCCACUACAUCCUCUCGAGCAGCCGCUCCUCCCAAAGAAGCCCCGAAUCGAGUCAAGAAGCGGGAGCUGAAUACCCUUGCUGCGCGACGGUAUCGCCAGCGCCGCGUGGAUCGGAUGAAUCAGUUGGAGGAAGAGCUUGAGGCGAUCAAGCGCGAGCGGGACGAGUUGAAGAUGCGGGUUUCUAAGUUGGAGGGUGAGACGGAGGCGUUGCGCAGUAUGGUGAGGAGUCAGAAGUAA